This is a messenger RNA of Cavenderia fasciculata, 561 nucleotides long. RefSeq lists its product as uncharacterized. The transcript is spliced from 4 exons. Gene Ontology annotation, molecular function: S-adenosylmethionine-dependent methyltransferase activity. The record is from RefSeq and is a predicted model, not a curated record. Bases 1 to 561 code for a protein of 186 amino acids. NCBI's taxonomy places the organism in Eukaryota, Evosea, Eumycetozoa, Acytosteliales, Cavenderiaceae.
AUGAAAAAACCAUCUCUUCAAAAUGAAAUGAAUGAUCGGUACUCACUUCAUUCUACUUUACUUUAUGUUUCAACAACAACAAUGACAAAAUACGGUGAGAGUGAUUAUUGGGAUAAAAGAUAUAGCAAAAAUACAAAUCCAUACGAUUGGUAUCAAGACUAUGAUGAUAUUUCUAAAAUUGUGAUUGAUCAAAUGUCAACAAGAUACAAAGAUUAUGUUGGAUUGGAAUAUAAAGUUGAAAGUGCUAUUGAAACUUCAUUUAAAGAUAAUCAUUUUAAUGUUAUCAUUGAUAAAGGUACUUUUGAUUCAAUCAUGUGCGGAGAUGAUUCACAUGAAAAUGGGAUUAGAUUCUGUGAAGAGAUGUUUAGAAUAUUAGAACCAGCAGGAAAGUUUUUAAUCAUAACCUAUGGGGUUCCAGACGAUAGAUUAUUCUACCUAGAACAAGAAUAUACAGAUUGGACUAUAAAUGUUAAAAAAAUACCAAAUGGCGGAGGUUUUCACUAUGUUUAUAUUAUGACUAAAAAUAAUAAAGAUAGCGCUAAAAGCGAUGAUGAUGAAUAG